Molecule: messenger RNA, 3730 nt
Organism: Callorhinchus milii (elephant shark)
Lineage: Eukaryota; Metazoa; Chordata; Chondrichthyes; Chimaeriformes; Callorhinchidae
Gene: siah1
Product: siah E3 ubiquitin protein ligase 1
Exons: 3
Coding region: 262-1110 (282 amino acids)
Biological process (GO): multicellular organism development; proteasome-mediated ubiquitin-dependent protein catabolic process
Cellular component (GO): cytoplasm
Molecular function (GO): ubiquitin conjugating enzyme binding; zinc ion binding; ubiquitin protein ligase activity
Source: RefSeq, a predicted model, not a curated record
CUUCCUCUCUCUCUCUCUCUCUCUUCCUCUCCGCCGAAGCAGAAGAGAAUUUAGUGGAAGAAAGGGUUCGCAUUGACACGUACGGCUUGUUAGCCAUUAUUUUUUUUUAAAAAAAAGAGAAACACACGCAACGCCGCUUUUGGUUUGCAUUUUUAGUGCAGGGGAGGGUAACGGUGAGGAAGGUCGAUGGAGAUUAAAUAUUGAAGAUUGAACUUGAGACUGAAGUAGAUUGAAGUGCUUAGCUCCAGAAUUUAUUGAGAAAUGAGUCGUCAGACAGCCACAGCGCUCCCUACAGGUACAUCAAAGUGCACACCCUCGCAAAGAGUUCCUGCAUUGACUGGAACUACAGCCUCCAAUAGUGACCUAGCCAGUCUUUUUGAAUGUCCAGUGUGCUUUGACUAUGUGUUGCCACCAAUUCUUCAGUGCCAGAGUGGCCAUCUCGUCUGCAGCAAUUGUCGUCCUAAGCUUACAUGUUGUCCCACUUGUCGGGGCCCAUUGGGUUCCAUUCGUAAUUUGGCUAUGGAAAAAGUGGCCAACUCUGUACUGUUCCCAUGUAAAUAUGCCUCUUCAGGUUGUGAAAUCACACUACCACAUACUGAGAAAGCAGAUCAUGAGGAACUUUGCGAGUUCAGACCAUACUCGUGUCCUUGUCCUGGUGCUUCAUGUAAAUGGCAGGGAUCUCUGGAUGCUGUAAUGCCACACCUAAUGCAUCAACACAAAUCAAUCACAACCUUGCAGGGUGAGGACAUAGUCUUUCUGGCAACAGACAUCAACCUCCCAGGUGCUGUAGAUUGGGUCAUGAUGCAAUCGUGUUUUGGCUUCCACUUUAUGUUGGUCUUAGAAAAACAGGAAAAAUAUGAUGGUCAUCAACAGUUCUUUGCCAUAGUACAGCUAAUUGGAACACGCAAGCAAGCUGAAAACUUUGCUUAUCGACUUGAACUCAAUGGGCACAGACGGCGACUGACUUGGGAAGCAACUCCUCGAUCCAUUCAUGAGGGUAUUGCCACAGCAAUUAUGAAUAGUGACUGUCUAGUCUUUGACACUAGCAUUGCACAGCUGUUUGCAGAAAAUGGCAAUCUGGGAAUCAAUGUAACCAUCUCCAUGUGUUGAAGCUGACAGUUUACAGUUCACUUGUCAGGCCAGUGUUGGGGCAGUUAACAUUUAAACAUUGGAGGUGAUGUACAAGAUUUUGCUGCCAGGCAUUUAUCAAUAUGGCUUCUUGGAUGAGGUCUGUCAUGAUAGCUACAUACAAAACUGGCUUACAGUAAAAUAGUUGUAUAUGUUUAACACUAACCAUAAACCACUGAACAGAAACCUGUACUGGGCUUUUUGUAGAAAAUAGUGCUAUGAGCCUAAUGGAAAAUGGAAAGGGGUAAAGUUAAAAAUGUAAGUUCUGCAAUCUUGUGUUGAAGUUCCUAUUGAUUGUACUGUUAGCAAAUCCAACUUUUUUGUUUUCUUUCCUUGACUGGCAAGCUAUCGGGCAGUAUUACGUCACUGCUUUUUUUUGUAAUUGUCACUACAUAGAAUUGCUGCUGUUUGUGUAAAUUCUUUGUAUGGCUUUUUUUAUUAUAAACUUGCUAGUUCAAAUUUCCCUUUUUAUAUAAUGUCCCUUAUUUCUUGUGUGAAUAUUCAACUUGCAAAUUAGUUAUACUGUACACUUGAGUCAUUUUAAAAUGUCUUCUAGAAUAAAUCUACUGUUAACUACCAAACCCAAGUUGGAAUGUCAAUUACUAUUUCACUACAAAUUCUGUUCUGAAUUACUAAAAUCUAAUUAGUUUCUACACAAGAUAUUUGGAAACAACAUUAUUGCACUCUUAUUAUUUGAACAUCCCAUUGAGAAAUGUAAUCCUUAUUCAAUCUAUUUAAAAGGAGCUAUAUUUUCUUACUGCAGAUUGAAGGUUUUCCAAGUUUUUGGAGCAAGCCUAAUGUGCCCAUCGUAGGAUUCUUUGCCUUUUUUAUUUUACUGUCCCCAGUUUGUUUUUGGGAGAAUAAGCCUUUUUUUGAAGGUCAUAGUAAUGUCUAAGAUUUGAGCAUGUUUCUCUCCCCCCCCGCCCCCAUUAAGGAAGUUGGCUGGAGUGCUACAAAUGUUUGUUUUUGAAAGUCUGGAUAAAGUUUCAGAGCCUGUUCCUAAACCUUUUCUUUCUUGUAUUCAGAAAGUUUAAUUGGAUGGGAGUAAUUGAUUUCAGAAUUGCCAAGCCAAACUUAUUUUGUCUUCCCUGAAUUCUAGAACUGUCUAGUUUAGGAUUGUUAGUUUAAUACAACUAAGUUGUGAACCAGUAUAAUAAACUAUCUGAAAAUAUUUUUCCACUUAAGAAUUUUACUUUAAUGUUCCAAUGCUUUACUAAAGGUUUCAUUUAUAGACCGUGCAAAUGAUCAUCCGGUCCUAUACUUGCACAGACAAAUUGAAUAUUGGAUUAAAAUUAGUCUAACUGCAACUUUUGUAGGCAAAGUAGCUUCCAGUAAAUGGAACUGGCAGUGUACUUGAGGAUGGAAAAUGUUCUAAAAUCCACCAUAAAAUUUCCAUUAAGAGUUGAUUUGACUUUUUUUGCAACUGUUAAUGUUUACAUUCAUUGCCAGAUUUGAGAAUAUCAGUGCUUUUAAGUUGUAUAUUGAGUGGUUAAUGCAACCUUGAGUCCAACUAAGGAAAAUGUUUGGCAACAUUGUUGUUCCUUUUUGUUAUGCUUUCAAACAGAUUUUGGCUGGAGCAAAUUUGCAAUGCUAUUUUAUUCGAUUACUUCCCUCUAACCAGCAGUUUAGCAUACCUCCAUCAGUUGUAUACAAAAUUAUAUGGAUGGGAUUUUUUUUUAAAAAAAGCCUUAUACUUGUAACAUGUUGCAACAAUGCAUAUUGUAAACAGUAAUUCUGUGGUAAGAUUAGGUUUGUAAAUACAUAUUAAUGAAAGCUGUAAAUGUGCAUUAAAGGGAGUUAACUUUAGGUUGCAUUAAACAGAUGACCUGUUAAAAGGUCUGAAACUGCGUAAAUGUUUUUUGCAGUUGCUCUCAUAGGUUAUAUCUAUACAAUGUAGUGAAAUCAACACCUUAAAGCUGCUUUGGAUAAUAUUUUCCCCUUUCCCUAUCCUUUUAACUUCCACCACCAAAACUCGAAAGCCCAUUUCAUUUGAUUAUAGCAAAUCUUCUCUAACCAAGGACAGUUUUACAACCAUAAUACAGAUAAUUGUUUCUAGAUCAGAUUUAAAUAUGCCAGCUUUAAGUGGCUUGGUAAAAAACUGUCUUAAGUUCUCUUCCCUCCUGCAAUUGACUACAAAGGUUUGUUUGUUCCAAUAUACAUUUUUAGUGUGAUAAAACACAAGUCUACUAGUAUUAAUAGUGAACCUUGAUUACAGUUUUAAAACUAUACUGUAACAUGCUUUCCUCAUGUUAGCCCUAUGGAUUAACACAUGGUGUCAUAUGACAGUGGACUGACUUGUAAGCCAGUCACACAUAACAUUAAAAUGUGUAGUAUGUGGAAUUUGGCCACUUGUGCAAUAUACUGAUCCUUAUUUACAUUACAUUAAUAUUUUUCAGUUAAUUUAAAACUUUUCCUACCAAGGCCAUUUUUCUAUUUGACUUUCUUUCGUGGUAGGUCCAUUUCCUUAAUGCUUCGCACUAUGCUGUUGUACAGUAAAUGAUGCAGUGUAAGGGAUUAUGUUUAUAAUACUGUUUUGCCUGCAACUUGAUUUAUUGUGUUGAGCUUUAUUCACAUUUUAAACUCAAAUAAAAGUUGGAUACCA